Anopheles nili is the source of this 12582-nucleotide messenger RNA. It is a transcript of the gene btv, whose product is annotated as cytoplasmic dynein 2 heavy chain 1. The coding region runs from base 1 to 12582 and encodes 4193 amino acids. The record is from RefSeq and is a predicted model, not a curated record. The transcript has 15 exons. Gene Ontology annotation, biological process: microtubule-based movement. Gene Ontology annotation, molecular function: minus-end-directed microtubule motor activity; dynein light intermediate chain binding; dynein intermediate chain binding. NCBI's taxonomy places the organism in Eukaryota, Metazoa, Arthropoda, Insecta, Diptera, Culicidae. Gene Ontology annotation, cellular component: dynein complex.
AUGACCAACCGGUACAAAUUCAUCUACAACGCUUGCGUGGACUUUUUUGACGUGACCACACUCGAGAGUGGUGACGUCAUCAAGGAGUUUCUCGUAAAUGAUGACGUGACGGUGCUGGCAGCCGUAUCCGUGGACGGAGCGGUCCUGCUGCAGAACAGCGUCCCGGUGGAGAAUCAGUACGGGCUGCUGUUCUACAAAAUACCGAAUCUCGACUUUAGCGGGCACACAGGCGCCGCAAGGAUCGGGUUGCUUACGCUCGAGGGUGGAUUGGCGAAAUCCAUCUACAACUCGCUGCAGCGCGUCUUUUCACCGUACAUACUGAAACGGUGCGAGUAUCCGACCGAAAUUCGCACUCUGCUGCAGAACCUUCACUCGAGCUUGGGCCUGUCGCUGGGUUUGACCGAGUCCGGUAUCCUUUCGCUGCAGGAUGAGGUCAGCUUUUGGACACACAAAACGAAGGCGCUACCGGUUAAGGCAGAUCGGGAGGCGGCUCGUUCGUUUGCUAGUAUCCUGGAACGGAUCAGUGAACAGUUUGGGGAUAACGAAACGAUGAGCCUUAACCGGCUGGAUGAACUGAUCGACGUUUGCCAGUCGGCGCUGGAUGAAAUUUGGCGUUUACCCAACCAUUAUCCACAGAACCGGAUGUGCAGCAUCUUCGACAUGAUCUCCGUUCGUGUAGUGUCCUCGUGCACGGAACAUCUAACCGAGCUGGACAUGUGGGACAUUGGAACGGUGUCGCUGGAUGAUGCGAUUGGCCACGUGAAGGAAACGCUCGAUUCGUGGAUACAAACGUUUGACUCCUUGACGCGCCUGUUCUGGCCCAAUUACGAGCCUCAUCCGUGGUUGGGUGAACCCUACCGAUCGAAGUUGUUGAACAAAUUUCAAGCCCGAUACAAAGAGAUUUUGGAAAUUCGCCACGUCAAGGACCUCCUGUAUGCGCUGUUUUUUGAGAGUGAAAAAUACUUUCCACUAGCGAAUGAGGUGGCUCUGCCCUUUCACGGCAUCAACAUCUACGAUCUGACGCCCCUCGGAAACAAGCGGUGGGAAACGGCGAAAACCAAAAUGGAGCGAACACUGGCCAAGAUCGACGAGAGCGCCGCGUUCAUACUGCAGCAGAAGAUCCUCGAAACGGGCGGAAACCCGCGCCACGCGGUGAUGGUGUUCAACCGGUACAAAGAGAUCCUUUCCCGGCCACUGAUCACGGAAACGCUCACACCGGAACGGGCCCAAAUUUUCCGUAACGUCGAUCCGAUGUUACGCGAGCUGCGGGAAAUGCUAAACGCAGCCAACUUCACCGAGAGCAACGUGACACCGAUUGUGGCGGAAACCCGUUGCUAUCGAGUGGUGGAGGAUGAACUACGCCAGCUUGAGUCGAUCGUGGGAGCGUUGUGUCGUGACCGAGAAGGACACGCCGAGACGCUGAAGCGUAUUACCGAGUUCAAGGAGGAAAUGCAGGCGCUUAUUCGAGGCAACUUUGAGACGUGGACGGAGAACUCCAUGGCAGCUAUCCGUGAUGGAGUGUUAAGCCUUCGUGAAAACCAACCGGUCGUCGUGUUCGAUAAGGCAGACAAUCAGUUCAUGAAGGUGACGUUUGGUCCAAAGCUGGUCACCUUCGUGGAUGAGGUGCGCCACCUGCAGAACUUGGGAUUGAAGCACUCACCCGAGAUCCUGCGGAAUGUUGCCCAUUCGAUGCGAUUCGUGGCACACGCUCGCCGGUUGCAGCAGGUUGCAACCUUCCACAACACCAUCGGAGGCGUGAUGGUGCCCUGCAUCCGGCCGGUAAUGCUGAAAAGCGCGAUGGAGUUCUCGAAGCUGGUCAAGAGUGAGUCCGUGUGUUGGAGCGAGGAGGAUUCAGUCGAACGGUACAUCGAGGCACUCCAGGACGCCGUGAAGCGGCUGCUGAAGGACAACAAUCAGCUUACCGGACAUCACGAGCAAGCCCGCAAGGCCGUACUGAAGCUGAUGGAUACGGAUCUGAUUCGGCAGGCUGCUGUUUGGAAGGAGGAGAUCCGUGGGUUGCGUGAGAUCGUCCUUAGUCUCGAGCGCCAGCGGUACGGAAAUCUGCACCCGUUUAAGCUUCACUGGGACUACCAACUGUAUAAGGUGCUGGAGUAUCAGUACGUGGCUGGGUUGUUGGACGUUCAUCAUCGGUUGCCUGAAAUCCACGUGGAUUUGAUUUUCCGCCAGCAGCGGAUACAGUUCCGACCAUCGCUGGAGGAGAUCCGCUCGAAGUACUACUCACAGGUGCGACGUUUUAUCGAGAAACCGGUCAACUUUAAGGGGCUAUCGGAUCAAAGUGGUGCACUGUUUAAGGUCAUGAUUGAGCGGAACUACCGGCACUUCGGGGUGCUCUACGAGAAAGCGGAGAUCGUGUUCCGACAGCUACUAGAAUUUCGCGACAGCUGGCUGCCUUUUGUGGCACUCGGAAUGGUUGACUUGGAGCAAUUGUGCACGGUACACUGCACCGGUUGGCAGCACUGGGAUAACAACUUCCGAGCGUGCAAACGCUUUAGCCAGCAGUUGGCGCGAGUGCAAGAGCGCGAAAAGGAGCUCGAUUGUCUGCGUAUUAAUUACGCGCCGCUUUGCAGCGACGUGGAAUCGCUUAGCCGGCGUUAUUGGGAAGCGCUUGCAGGAAGCCUAAGGACCUCCAUCCUUGAUAGCAUUGCGGAGAUUCAGGAGUACCUGGCGUAUUCGUUUAAUGUGCUGCAAAACAUACCACAGGACGAGCUUGGGAUCGCAGAAUCGAGCGCCAAGUAUGAGAAGAUCGUUCACGAUCUACCCAGGAUGAGCGAGCUGAUGAAGACACUACAAGGGAAGGACUCGUGCCUGGCUGGAUGGUGUAAGGAGCGAGUGUCUGCGUUGAGCGGUAUUUUGCUGCAGUGGAACCAGCUGCAACCACUGAUCGACAACCACCAGACGCUGCUACAAGGCCGGUUGGACAUCAUCCGGGAGAACGUACUGCGACAGAUCACGGAGCUGAAUGACGAGGCUGAGAAGUUCGCCAUUCGAUGGGAGUCUACCAUCAAGGAUCUGGAGACAAAUGAAAACGCGGACAUGUCGCUGUUCCGCGAACGCCAGGGCCAAUGGAAGCAAAUACUCGCGAAACGAGAAACGCUCAACAAACAGACGGAAAAGUUUAACAUAACCGUGCCCAAGGAGUUCAACGAGAUCUUCGCCAAGCUGGAGCAAGACAUAACCGAGCAGGGCAGGAAUUGGGAAAUCUUCAAUGAGUUCCUCACCGACUACGACACGGUGGCGAACGAAGAGUGGACCAUUUACCGACGGCGGCCUCAUCUGCUAACGGACUUCCUGGCGCGCUGGGAAAAGACGCCCUCCACACAACCAGCGAGCGUUGCCAGCGCUCGAAUUAGCACCACGAUCGAGAGGUAUAAGGCUGCGCUGCCGGUGUUGGCAACACUGCAAUCUGACGCUCUGAUCGAGAAGCAUUGGGCGAAGCUGUGUAUGAUGCUGUCGAUCGACUCUAAGUCACAACACGACCUAUGCCUCGGUGAUGUAUUGGCGGUUAGUGAUCGGUUGCUCGAGCAGACGGCUGACAUUCAAGCGAUCGUACGGAGUGCGGCCUCGGAGCAUGUCAUCCGGCAGGCUAUCGUGGAAUUGGAACAGUGGAGUGUCACCGCUACGUUGAAGCUAACGAAUUACACCGACUCGCGGGGCAGUUCGAUGAAGCUCAUCAAGGAUUACGUGGAAACGCUCAACAAGAUCGGUGACAAUCAGUUCUUGCUGCAGUCUGCCAAGAACUCGGCCUCGUUCGAGUCAUUCUCGGACCAAGCGGAUGUGUGGGAGGAAAAGCUGAACAAUCUCGACUAUAUCGUGACGCAUCUGAGCCAGAUCCAGAAGCGGUGGAUCUAUCUUGAGCCGAUCUUUGGGGUUGGAACACUCCGCAAGGAGGAGGCCGUGUUUCGGAGUAUCGACAAGAACUUCCGCUAUGUGAUGCAGGAGAUCGCGAGUGAUCCACGCGUCGUGUCGGUGAACAAGAUCAACAACGUACUGGCGAUCAUAGACACGUUGCAGGGGCAGAUCACGCGCUGCCAGAACGCACUCAGUGCUUUCAUCAGCUCGAAGCGUAACGCGUUCGCUCGGUUCUACUUCCUAUCCGACGACGACCUGCUGGAGUUGGUGGGUCAGUCCUCUAAGGAGAACAUCUUGCAGAAGCACAUCCGCAAGCUUUUCCCCGGAGUGUACCGACUACUGCUGGAGGAGGACUGUACUCGGGUGCUCGGUUUCGCCAGUGAGGAAGGCGACGAGAUUCGGCUCGUUGAACCACUCGCGAUCGCUGGAUCACCCGUCGAGGAGUGGUUAAGUGUGUUGGUAGGGAAAAUUCAGAACACCUUAAGGACGCUGCUCGGACAGUGCCUGCAGAGUGCGGACUCCCUGGACCCAGCCUCGAUCGAGCGAUUCCCGAUGCAGAUCAUCUGUCUCGCCAACAUGAUCGCGUUUACACGACGUGCUGAGAAGGCCAUCAUCGGGAUGCAGCUGGCAGGUCUAAACCAACACGUGCAGAAUGAGAUCUCUAAGUACGCAGGGCUACUGCAGCGCAGCGAGAGCCCACUGACGAGUAUCAAACUUCGAUCGUUGCUGAUCGAUCUCGUGUACCAGCGCACUACGGUUGACUAUCUGAUCGCGCAUAACGUCACCAACGGCACUGACUGGCAUUGGUUGCAACAGCUCAAGUUCUACGCCGAUCCGCAGGCAAACGUGACCGUUCGCAUGGUGCACGCAGAGUUCAGGUAUUCGUACGAGUUUCUCGGGAACUACAGCAAGCUUGUGUACACCUCGCUCGCACAUAACUGCUAUCUCAUCCUGACGCAGGCGAUGCAGCUUGGGUUGGGUGGGAAUCCUUUCGGUCCUGCUGGCACCGGAAAGACGGAAUGCGUAAAAUCACUCGGAGCCAUGUUGGGGAGGCUCGUGCUGGUGUUCAACUGUGACGAAAACAUCGACACUGCCGCGAUGGCACUGAUCCUUUCCGGGUUGGCUCGCUGUGGAGCGUGGGGUUGUUUCGACGAGUUCAACCGACUCCAGGAAGCUACACUAUCAUCGAUCUCGAUGUUAAUUCAGCCACUGCAACGUGCCCUUAAGGAUCGGCACGCAGAGGUCUCGAUGGGUGGUGAGAAGAUCCCACUCGAUCAACACUGCUGCGUGUUCGUGACGCUCAAUCCGGCUGGAGAGGAAUAUGGUGGUCGACAGCAACUUCCAGUCAACCUGCAGGCACUUUUUCGACCGAUCGCGAUGCAAGCACCCCGACCACAGCAGAUCGCGAGAGUCACGUUGUUCGUUGAAGGGUUUAAGCAAGCUGAUCGGCUCGGUGAUCAGAUCGUAGAGCUGUUUGAGCUGGCUCAGAAGAUACUUUCGCGCCAACGACACUACGAUUGGGGUUUAAGGGAGCUUAAAGCCGUCCUGUGUGCCUGCGGUGGUGCUCUGAAAGCGGCAGGUGAAGACCCCGUGGAUGAAGCGGUGAUCGUCGUGAACGUUAUCCGAGCGAAUCUGAUGUGCCGGUUGACGCUGUCUGAUGCCAAGCGUUUUGAUGUGCUGCUCAGCAACGUAUUCCCGGGGGUGUCGAUCGCACCUUACGCGGACACUGAGCUCCGUGCGAGGAUUGUGGACUCCUUUUCAACCCUCGGCCUUCAGCAGAACGAUCGGCAGGUCGAGAAAUGCCUCGAACUGCACGCACAGCUGCAGAAGCGUAUGGGAGUCGUGGUGAUUGGUCCACCACAGGCAGGAAAAACAACCCUCAUCGCACUGUUGAAGGAGGCGUUACUGGCGCAGAGUCAGACCAUUCGCAUCCACACAAUCUCCCCAAAGUCGAUGAACCGCGUCCAGCUGCUUGGAAGGCUUGAUCCAGACACCCGCCAGUGGACGGAUGGCGUACUAACAUCGAUGGCUGUUGCCGUCAACGCUGAAGCCCGCAACGUCCGCUCGUGGAUCAUCUGCGAUGGGGACGUCGAUCCUGAAUGGAUCGAGGCACUCAACUCUGUGCUUGAUGACAAUCGGUUGCUUACGCUGCCCUCAGGCUGGCGAAUUCAAUUCGGAAAUAACGUAAACUUCAUCUUCGAGACUCACGAUCUGUCGACGGCUUCCCCGGCCACGAUCUCACGCAUGGGCAUCAUCAACCUGAAUGUGGAGGAUCUCCCUUAUCAGCUGAUCGUGUCCGGGUGGUUGUCGAAGCAGGCCAACAACGUGGAUUUGCUGAAGUCCUACUGUGAUCAGCAUCUAUACCGGGCCAUCGACUGGAUCGAAGAACACCGCGAACGACCAACGGGCUAUUCGCUGAUCGGGCUCGCUCAGUCGGCUCUGGUUGCGAUCGAACCUGCGAAGAACACGGAUCAAUUUUGUGUAGAGCUGUUGUGCGGGUUGAACGGUGUACUUGCUGAGGCUGCAAAGAACGCUCUCGCGAAUCAAGUGUACGCUUGGGCAGAUAUCGCCAUCACAGACGGAGCUGUGGCUGAAUACCAUCACUACAACGGCUUCCGGGACAUGAUCGAGUUGUACUCUACCGACGACAUAACGGGGGCUACGAUCGAGAACGGGUGUUAUGUGAACGUACUCGUGAAGACCCCUCUGAUGAAACUAAAUGGUGAUCUUCUGCGGAAGAUCAUCGCUUCCCGCGAACGCCAAGUCGCUCUGCUCGUCGGUCCCAGUGGAAAUGGAAAGAGUUUGCUGUUGCACACGAUCGUGGCGGAGUUUAGUGGCUAUCAGCUGGUGACGAUCAACUGCAGCGCACAGCUGACAACUGCCAACAUUCUGUACACUCUCAAACAAAACUCACUGAUCGUGACGACCGUUAAGGGAAAGGAAUAUCGGCCAGCUUUCUCACGCAUCGUCCUGUACCUGAAAAACAUCGAUCUGUGUGGUGUGGACUCCUGGGGUACAUGCGAGGUUGUGGAACUCCUGCUGCAGCUGAUCCAUCGGCAUGGUUUCUACUCGGAUGGAGUCGAGUGGAUCUCCGUCAGUGGCGUGCAGGUGUGCGCCUCCAUUACAGGCAUCGAAAAGUCGACUCUUUCACCACGGUUUCUUUCACUGUGUCGGUUGAUUCGGUUCGGGCAACCCACCGAUCAGGAUAUGGAGAGCAUCGUGCGGAGCAUUCUGCUGCCGGUGUACAACCAGUUGGGCCGCAGUACGGCACGUCUGAAGCUGCAGGAGCUGGUUCACGCCAUUAUUGGUGUGUACGCGAGGAUAAAUAAGCAAUUCCCACCCGGUGAGGCUACACACUACCGCUUCACACCGAAGCUGAUCGAGAAGUGGAUCGCAGGCCUUCUGUUCUAUCCGGAGGAGAGCUUUGCGAAGGCACUCCAACACGAGUGUUGUCGGAUCUUUCGCGAUCGUUUGGUGUCACCCGAGGAACGGCAGCAGUUUGAUGAGAUCCUGCGCGAGGAGUUCCGCAUGUUGGAACGGCUCGGCCGGGGUGAGCUGUUUGUCCCUAGGGAAACACCCCACCGGAAGGGUGAGCUACAAAUGAUGUCCUUCGACCAGUGGCGUCAGAUGGUUGAUCACAACGUUACUAUUUGCAACGCCGAGCAUGUCCUCGUGGAUGUACCGAUGAGUGAAUCCUUUUGCGAGACAACUGCCAGCAUCUGUCGGGCGCUUUCUCGUCCUGGAACGAAUCUAGUCCUCUGCGGAAGAACAGGAUCGGGCCGUAUUCAAGCGUUGUAUACUGCCUGUACCAUGCUCAGUGUUCGAGUAGCAUUCCCACAAAUGUCUCGUAACUAUUCGAUGGGUGAGUUUACAAACGACCUAAAGAUAGUGAUGCAAAAUGGCGCCCUGGAAAACGAACCGGUGGUUUUCGUGCUGCAUCACGCCGUUGCCAGCUGCCUACCGGAUGCGAUGAAAACGUGUGAGGCGAUCCUGGCUGGAGGGGAUUUGGCGGAUUUCUUCGGUGACGAUCUAGAGAACAUUGCGGCUCCUUUGAAGCCACAAGCCGCUCUUGAGUCGUACCAGAUGUCACUGGCGGCGUACUUCAUGCAGCGAUUGCGCUCCAAUUUUCAUCUGGUGGUAGUGCUGGAAUCAAGCUCACCUUCCGUGCGAUCGUUCUUCGAAAGCUAUCCAGCCCUACACCAGAAGUCGGAGCUCAUUUGGGUGCUACCGGAGGCUGCUUCGAAGUCGGACGAUUUGCGACGGUACCUCGCGGCUCUGGGAGGAGUUUCUGAGGUGACAAAUAAAACCCAAAAGGAAACAGGAUCGAUUGUGCCCCUGCCGGCAUAUUUCAACGAUGUGAUCGACUUGAAACUUUCCGAAUGGAGCGACUGUCCGCUACGGCGAGUCCACCUUGUGCGCACGUACUUCCAGCUGUACGGUCAGGAAAAGGACCGCCAGGAACAGCACAAGGCAAAGAUGCAGAUCGGUGUCGACAAGCUCUCGGAGACGCACCGCGUGGUCGAGCAAUUGAAGAUGGUGGCACAAGAGAAACAGCAGGCCCUUGCAGAAAAGCGAGCCCUAGCGAACCGAUCGCUUGAGAUGAUCUCCGCAACGAUGCGAUCAGCGAAUGAUCAAAAGACGGAACUGCUCGAACUGCAGCGAAAGGCGCAAGAAAGCAGCGAGAAGCUGAUCGAGCGGAAACGCGCCAUCGAAGAGGAGCUGAGUUUGGUGGAACCAACGCUACGUGAGGCCAGCGCUGCGGUGGGACAAAUUAAAACAGAAGCCCUGUCUGAGAUACGAUCACUGCGUGCGCCACCGGAGAUCGUGCGGGAUAUCCUAGAGGGUGUGUUGCGGCUGAUGGGCAUCCGGGACACAUCCUGGAACAGUAUGAAGACGUUCUUGGCCAAACGAGGCGUCAAAGAGGACAUUCGGUCGCUGGAUCCUUCACGGAUCAGUCCGGAAAAUUGCGCCUCCGUUGAACGAUUGCUCGACUCCAAAGCGGACUCGUAUGAGCAGCGAAACGCGAAAAGGGCAUCAGCGGCCGCGGCUCCUUUAGCGGCGUGGGUAAUCGCGAACGUAAAGUAUGCAAAAGUGAUGCAGAGUAUUAAACCACUCGAGCGGGAGCAAAACCAGUUGAAGGAGAACCUCGAUCAGGCUGAAUCAGACAUGAAGUCGCUGUCUAGUGGACUUGACAACGUGAAUGACACCGUGCAGACGCUAUCUGAGCAGCUGAACGUUUACACACAAGAAGCGGCCAUGUUGGAGAUCAAGCUGGAUGAGGCGAAGAACACCCUCCAUACCGCAGAGGUGUUGGUACAGAGUUUGAACUGCGAGUACACCAGCUGGAGCAAGGAGCUAGACGAGCUGAAUGAGUCGAUCAAGCACCUGGAUGAUCGAAGCUUCAUGACGGCACUCAACGUUACGCAUUUAUCGCAGAUGAGCCUCGAAGAACGCAAGACCUGCAUGGCGCGACUGGCUCAGCUAACAAGCACUCCGGCGUUCGAUUUCGAUCAGCAAUUGAUCUCUAACCAGGACAAGAUCAUCUGGGAAAGCAUGGGCCUGUCAGCGGACCAGCAGUACCGUGAAAAUGCUGCUCUGCUUGUGCGCUAUCUUUCGCUAGGAUACUCAUCCGCGCCCAUUCCACUGCUAAUCGACCCGUCCGAGUACGGACAGCAGUGGCUAACAAACUAUCUCGCCUACAUAAGCCGCACGUUCGAGGUUACGAGUCAGGGCGCGGAACGAUUCGCCUACAGCCUCGAGCUGGCUGUGCGCUUUGGGAAAGUUCUGAUCGUGAAAAACGUGAACGGCAUCGAACCACCACUCUUGUCACUGUUUUGUACACCCGUACACAGCCACUUCAACAAGCGCCUUCUGCAGGUGGGUAACAAACCAGUCGAUCUCCAUGAUGACUUUAAGCUGAUCUUGAUCACGCCACACGAAUCACUGGCACUGAGUGAGGAACUCCGAACACAGCUAAUGACGCUGCGGUUCACCACGACGGCGGCUGGUCUGAAGGAUGUCCUCACGUUCCGGUGGGUAGCUUCUCAACAGCCGGAAAUCGAGCGCAAACGCACUGAACUACUGCAGCAGGAAGGCGCCCUCAUGCGGGAGAAGCUGAGCCUACAGGACAAACUGCUGCAGGAGCUGUCGUCGGCGCAGGGUGAUAUACUUCGUAACGAACCGCUGCUCGGUACGCUCAACAGCAUCAAAGCCAGUGCAAGUGCGAUCGAGAAGUCGUUGGAUGAGUUUGUGCAGGUCCGAGACACGAUCAUGCAGCAUUACACGCAGAGGACUGCACUCAGCCAACAGGCCGCUAGGUUGUACAUGGGAGUGCAUCGAUUCUACGGGUUGAAUGUGUCCAAAUUUGUCGCCAUAUUCCUGAGCGUUGUCGAGAAUGGUGAUCAUAACGUUGGUUCGGAUGAUCUCUACCGCAUCCUGGUGAGACGCGUGUACGUUCUGUUGAGUCGCAGCAUCCCCAAGGACGCGCAGAUCAUCCUGGGUCUUAACGUGUGUAAGCAGGCUUUUCCGGAGCAACUACCCGAGACGGAAUGGGAAUCGUUCGUGCAUAAUUUCACCAAUGUCGAUGCACCUUCCGGAAGUGCGGAUACUCGCUGUCCACGUUGGGUGCGACCGGAAUUAAGCGGGAAAAUGGUGGCUCUUCAAUCGCUACACCCAGAGCUGUACGAGCGGUUAGAACUGCAAAAUGAAUCGGCUUGGAGGAAGUACAUCGAGGCGGAUGAAGCCGUUGCACCAGUCACACUGACCGAUUUCCAGCAGGUGUUGAUUGCGCAGGUCUUGCGACCAGAUCUGCUCACUAGGACGAUCCACCGGUCGGUGAGGAAUUUGCUCGGAGUGAAGAGUCUCUACAGUACGCGUCCGUCCAUCCGAAGCCUCGUGGAAGAGUCCUCUCCGGCGGAACCUCUGCUACUGGUGACGUCCUCCGGGAUGGAUCCUUCGGAGGAGAUCCGCGAACACGCUCGACAAACGGUGGGCAUCGGUUUGGCGAAAUUCCGCGAGUUUGCGAUCGGUAAAGGACAGGAGUUGGAAGCGUUGAAACUUGUUAAGGAAGCAGCAAACUCAGGUAGUUGGAUAUGCAUUCGGAAUGUGCAUACGGUACCGCACUUUCUGACCAGUACGUUGGAUGACACGCUGAAGACGAUGCCGCUGGCUGAGGGUUUCCGGUUGUGGUUGACGUCUGAAUCAGACCAGCAGCUGGGUGAAUCGUUUCAGAAGAAGUGCCUCAAAGUGUUGUACGAGCCACCCGCUGGGUUAAAGCACAAGCUGAAGUUGUUGCUCGAGCAGCACGCCUCCGUGAUUGGGAUGAAGAAACGGGAUUACAAGACGAUCAAGCUGUAUGUGGGGUUGUUUCUGCUGCACUCCAUCGUGCAGGAGAGGCGAUCGUACAUUCCGCAAGGAUGGAGCAAAAGAUACGACUUCUCCGAUGCAGAUCUUCGAACUGCCAUGGAUAUGAUACAAUACGUAGAAGGCUCGGUGACUGGAAGCAGUGGAAAAAUACCCUGGCCAUUAGUGCAAGGCUUAAACGAGAAGCUGAGUUAUGGCGGAAGGAUCGACAACGAUCAGGACUUCUGCCGGUUGCAGUGUCUCAUAAGGGAAUUCGUUGACGAAAAGAUCAUGACGAGUCGCUGGCAGCCGAUGUUCCUCAACGUGACCGUUCCUAAUUCCAGCCACGUGGAGGACUAUUUGAAGGCAUUUGAUCAACUCCCAGACACGGAUAGCCCCACGCUGUACGGAAUACCGUCCUCGACAAACGCGUCUCGGGAUCUCAUCUUUUGCCGAAACACGCUGAAGAUAUUACGCUCUCAGUAUUUCUCCUCCGGUUCGGUUCAAAAUUUCGACAAGCGCCUCCGACCCAUCGUUAGCCUGUGGAACAAACUAACCACAGGAUCUUCAUCAACAUCGACAUCGAUCAUCGCGAAGCUCGAUUCCCUAAUCGAGCGUGCGCGUGAUAGCACCGAUCCGUGGACGAUAUUCGUCGUUUCAGAGCUGACGAUCGCCAGAAACCUGCACGCCACGAUCAGUGCCAGUUUCCAUGCGCUUAAAGUCGCCCUCAAGGAUGCGGGGCUGUUGAGUGCAAAGGAUCGCUUGCUGCUGACGACGGUCUGCGACAAUCAGGUACCGAUCCAGUGGCGCCGAAUCUGGAGUGGACCAAAAACGGCCAUCGAAUAUUUGAGGGCGGUGACGUUCAAAGGAGGGCAUGCCGAGCGUAUGUUUGGCACGCUGCUGGAACGGCAAGCGAUCGAGGACAUCGAUUUUAACCAUCUAUUCAACGUGGAAGCUAUUUUGACGGCGCUGAAACUGAGCAAAUCCAAGCAGGCUGCCAUUUCCACGACGGAACUGGCACUGAGAGCCUCGUUCGGUGGAAAUGGUUCUCCGAAAAAUGGCAUUUCUGUGGCAUCGUUAUUGAUCGAUGGAGGCACAUUAAAGCAGAACAAAUUAGCGAUACAACAGACGGCCUAUCAACAAGCGGUUGAUAGCAACAUGACGGGGACUUUCGAGUUGGAUUACGUGCCGAGAGAGACGAACAUCGCCGACGUGGCUUCGCGGGACGAUAUGUUGGAGGUACCGCUCUACAAUAACAUCUCCCGCGACGUGCUGCUCUGUACGAUCACGAUGGAUAUUGCUCCAGGUCUCAGCAAAACGCAGCUAAUUUCCGCUGGUAUUGCGUUAAUUGUACCGGAGAGUUAUCAGUAG